AUGGGAAUCUGGAAUAACUAUGAAAAACACACUGAAAUAAUUGUGUUUGACUGGAACAAAAUUCUUGCAAAGUCCCCAAGGAUGAGAUUCUGUGCCAAAUCAAUGCUUCUAUCUGACUGGCUCUUUCUGGUCUAUGUGUUAAUGGUCUGCUGUAAAUUGUUGUCCGCCUCUAGCCACCAUCCCCGGGGGCACACAGGCCAGCACCAAGUCAAGCAAGGGACAUGUGAAGUUGUGGCAGUGCAUCGUUGCUGCAAUAAGAACCGGAUUGAAGAACGAUCGCAAACAGUCAAGUGUUCCUGCUUCCCAGGGCAGGUGGCUGGUACGACAAGGGCUCAGCCCUCGUGUGUGGAAGCUUCCAUUGUCCUACAGAAGUGGUGGUGUCACAUGAAUCCCUGUUUGGAUGGAGAGGACUGUAAAGUACUACCAGACUAUUCAGGUUGGUCUUGCAGCAGUGGAAAUAAAGUCAAAACCACAAAGAUGCUACACCUGAAAGUUGACCUCUACGCGCUAGAAUCAGUACGGGUAGCUGCAGACAGUUAUUGA
This is a messenger RNA of Phaethon lepturus (White-tailed tropicbird), 543 nucleotides long. RefSeq names its product family with sequence similarity 19 (chemokine (C-C motif)-like), member A4 (gene TAFA4). Bases 1 to 543 code for a protein of 180 amino acids. The record is from RefSeq and is a predicted model, not a curated record. The transcript has 5 exons. Lineage: Eukaryota; Metazoa; Chordata; Aves; Phaethontiformes; Phaethontidae. Gene Ontology annotation, molecular function: receptor ligand activity.